CCCCGCUCCAGCCCGGCCGGCGGCGGGGCGGGCAGGCGGCUGCAGCCCGAGCCGGGGCACUGGGUCCGGCUGCGCUCGGCGCCGGGGCUCGGAGAGCAGCGCUGGGUCCCCCAGGAGGACAGAGCCGAGGAUGAACCAGCCGGGACUGUGCACCCGUCAGCGCUGGAGGCCGGAGAGCUGAGCUGUGGGAUCCGGGAGGGAGCGUCGUCCCGCCCAGCUCCAAGAUGUCCUGUUUUGGGGAACAUUUCUGGGGAGAGAAGAACCAGGGCUUCGAUGUGCUCUACCACAACAUGAAGCACGGGCAGGUCUCCACCAAGGAGCUGGCCGACUUCGUCCGCGAGAGGGCCACCGUGGAGGAGACUUACGGCAAGUCCAUGGCCAAGCUGGCCAAGAUGGCCACCAAUGGCACACAGCUUGGGACGUUCGCGCCGCUCUGGGAGGUGUUCCGGGUCUCCUCCGACAAGCUGGCACUCUGCCACCUGGAGCUGGUGAAGAAGCUGCAGGACCUGCUGAAGGAGAUCGCCCGCUACGGGGAGGAGCAGGGCAAGGCGCACAAGAAGUGCAAGGAGGAGGUGUCGGGGACUCUGGAGGCCAUCCAGCUGCUGCAGGGCGUCGCCCAGCUGGUGCCCAAGUCCAAGGAGAAUUAUCAGAGCAAGUGCCUGGAGGCCGAGCGCCUGCGCCGGGAGGGAACCAACCAGAAGGAGCUUGACAAGGCUGAGCGGAAGUCGAAGAAAGCGGCUGAGGCCCUGCGCCGCGCAGUGGAGAAGUACAACAUCGCCCGGGCCGACUUUGAGCAGAGGAUGCUGGACUCGGCCGUGCGGUUCCAGGAGCUGGAGGAGAGCCACCUGCGCCACAUGAAGGGGCUGAUCAGCUCCUACUCGCACUCCGUGGAGGACACACACGUGCAGAUCGGACAGGUGAGCGCCGCGGGGGAGUCCCCAGACACCGACUUGACCUGCCCCGAUGUGGACGAGGAGGGAUUCACUGUACGGCCUGACCUCAACCAGAGCAGCUCGGGCGGGACCCACGGCUGCUCGUCCAGCGACUCGGACUACGAGGACGAGGAUGAGCCCCGCAAGUUCUACGUCCGCAUCAAACCCCUGCAGCCCUGCGACGCUGCGGGCAGCGGCCAGGCCGCCGUGGAGCAGCUCAAGGCGACGGUGGGGAACCUGCCCCUGCCCCCCAGCACCGGGGGCACAGUGAAGAGACAGGUCUGCAGGCACUUACCGGUAGCGACAACCAUCACGGUGAACGUGGGCUCUGACGUGGCCCUGGGUACAGGUGAGGAGCCCGGGAAGCUGCAGCCUCCCCACCCCGCCGCGUGGACUCCCAGCUGCGCAGGGAAGCCCCGGCCGGACGCAGUCCCUUCUGCAGCCCUGUUCGGGCCCCCGCUGGAGUCGGCCUUCGAAGCGGAGGAUUUCCCAGCGUCCCGAGCCUGCGGCCUGGGCUCCAGCCCGUCUCCCUUCUCCUCCUCGUCUCCAGAGAACGUGGAAGACUCGGGGCUGGACUCCCCCUCGCACCCCCCCACGGGCCCCUCGCCGGACUCCAGGCCCUGGACGCCCCAGAGCCCCCUCACCAGACGGUCCGCCAAGGGCUCCCCGCGGCUCCAAGAGGAGCGGGGCGUCCUGCCCCCCACGACGGCCGCCUCGGAGGAGCAGAGCGCCUGGCUGCCCCCGCCCGCCAGCCCCACCGGGUGGCCCCAGGACACCCCCUGCUUUGCCGCCUUCGGAGAGGACUCGGGGGCGGGGUCUCAGCACGACUCCCGUUGCCCCAGCACCACGGCCCCUUCGCCCGACCCCUCCGGGGACCCCGAGGCCUGGGCGGCCAGGCCUCCGAGUCCCGGCUCGGAGGAGGCCCUGCAGCCCUGCAAGCAUGGGGCCUGCCCCCCCUCCCACUCCUCGGCCUCUCCGGUGCCCCACAGCUGCAGGGAGCCCUCCGGCCCCUCCCCGUGGACUCCCCAGGGGCCCGGCCCCAGGCUGUCAGACAGCAGCACGCCCGCAGCUGAGCCCGAUCCUCCCCCUGCCCCCGCCCCGCCCAGCGCCGCCCCCAAGGUGGCCCCCCCGCGGCGAUCCAGGACGAAGAGGCUGUCGACGGGGCAGGCCGCCUGCAGCCACAGUGACCCGUCCCGCUCCCUGUGCCCCUCUCCCCUGUGGAAUUCUGGCCCUUUCCACUCAGCUCCGGCCAGCCUGGGCGAGCGCAGCUUCUUCACGGUCUCGCAGCCGGCGCUCGGGCUCUCCCGAGGCCCCAGCCCCGUGGUGCUGGGAUCCCAGGAUGCCCUUCCCGUGGCAACCGCCUUCACCGAGUACAUCCAUGCCUACUUCAAGGGUCAGGACCCUGACAGCUGUCUGGUGAAGAUCACGGGCGAGCUCACCAUGUCCUUCCCCGCCGGCAUCGUCCGCGUCUUCAGCGGGAGCCCGUCCCCGCCCGUCCUGAGCUUCCGCCUGCUCAACACGGCACCGAUCGAGCAGUUCCUGCCCAGCGCCGAGCUACUGUACAGUGACCCAUCCCAGAGUGACCCCAGCACCAAGGACUUCUGGCUGAACAUGCCUGCGCUGACCGGGCACCUGCAGAAGCAGGCGGAGCAGGCCCCGGCCGCCUCCUACUACAACGUGGCCCUUCUCAAGUACCAGUUCUCUAAGCUGGGCCCGAGCGCGGCCCCCCUGCAGCUGGCCGUGCGCUGGGACUGCACCGCGGCCACCACCCAGGUCAGCGUGGAGUACGGGUACAACGCCGGUGCCAUGCCCGCGCCCAGGCCCCUCACCAAUGUCCAGGUGCUGCUGCCCGUGGAGGAGCCGGUCGCCAAUGUGCGGCUGCAGCCUGCGGCCAGCUGGAACCUGGAGGAGAAGCGGUUGUUGUGGAGGCUGCUGGACGUUCCUGGGGCCCCGGAUCGUGGCGGCUGCGGCCACCUCUCUGCCAGCUGGGAGCCCCUCUACGGCCCCAGCAAACCCAGCCCCGUGGCGGCCCAGUUCACCAGCGAGGGCAGCACCCUGUCGGGCGUGGAGGUGGAGCUGGCGGGCAGCGGGUACAGGAUGUCGCUGGUGAAGAAGAGAUUCGCCACAGGCAUUUAUCUGGCUGGCUCCUGACUGGCUGCCCUCGUCCCCCUGUUCAUGGCUGGUUUUAAAGCCCCAGCGGCCGUUGGCUCGUUCAGCCUCUUGUUGCCCCCGGGGGUUUCUCUGCUGUUGGAUUUUUAAACACUGGAACAAAGUCAGAUCUGGAGGGAGGGGAGUGGGGGUCCGGCCCCUGGCCCGUGAGAGGAGCGAUGGUGCUGGGCUGGGGUCCAGCCCCUGGACGGGACGAGCGGCUGAGUUGCACUGGACAGAGAACAGCCCUGCUCCCUGUUUGCCUAACUCCUCCCCUGCCCCCCACUGGCCAAGCUGGGGUCCCCGGGUCUCCCCCUGGCGAUGGAACAGAGCCGUCCACUCUCCCAGCUGCUGUACGGGGGUGGGGGGAGGAGGGGAAGCUGGGGGGGGGGUCGUCACCCUUUUAAUAAACACUUUAUUUUCUAAUAAAA
Trachemys scripta elegans is the source of this 3511-nucleotide messenger RNA. It is a transcript of the gene FCHO1, whose product is annotated as FCH and mu domain containing endocytic adaptor 1. NCBI's taxonomy places the organism in Eukaryota, Metazoa, Chordata, Testudines, Emydidae. The transcript has 26 exons. Gene Ontology annotation, cellular component: cytoplasm; plasma membrane; clathrin-coated pit. Gene Ontology annotation, biological process: clathrin-dependent endocytosis; clathrin coat assembly. The coding region runs from base 225 to 3083 and encodes 952 amino acids. The record is from RefSeq and is a predicted model, not a curated record.